This is a messenger RNA of Hippocampus comes (tiger tail seahorse), 2008 nucleotides long. Its product is annotated as homeotic protein female sterile. Lineage: Eukaryota; Metazoa; Chordata; Actinopteri; Syngnathiformes; Syngnathidae. The transcript is spliced from 23 exons. The record is from RefSeq and is a predicted model, not a curated record. The coding region runs from base 27 to 1817 and encodes 596 amino acids.
CCAUCUUUUGGGUGCCCUCCUCCGUCAUGUGGUGUCCAUCUCUUCUUCACGCCUCGCUGCUCCUCUGCCUCGCCAGGCAAACCCUGCAAGGUGGGGUGAAAGCUCAUAGCAUGUCUUGGAGGAGGAUCAUGCCAGCCAGAGGUGUCGGCAUUGGAACCAAAGGCGUGAACGGUGCCCACGGAGCAAUGGGGAGCAGAUAUGUCAACAAACCGUUGAAGGCUGGAGUUGGCCAUUACGCCGUUCCCAGUCCACUUGGUGUCAUGGGCUACCAACCUCUUGGACAAGGGUUUGUACCUGGACGAUUUCCCGCCUAUGGAAACCCUGGACUCUAUGGUGGCAAUCUUGGCACGGGCUUGCCACUGGGGCACGCACCUGCAAAUGGCCACGGCUUGGGCCACGGAGGCAAUCGCGUUUAUGGCGUCAACCCUGUUACAGGAUUUGCCCCUUAUGCUGGCAUGGGCUACCCCGCCGUCCGACCAGGUGUUUCUGCGGCGGAAUUGGGACGAUUGGAGGAGGCUGCCCGUAGCCAGGCCGCUCAGGAUCCGAAGAGAGCAAAGAACCGAGCGCUUGGAGGACCAGAAGAAUCUGGAAGGUCCACCAUGGGCACAAGAAGUGGCAAUGGUUUUGGAUCUGAAGUGAUGUCAACUGGAAGUGGACUCAAAAUCCUUGACCCAAAACCAAAGAUGUCAAGUCUUGGACCAACCACAAGGGAUUCAAGUCUUGGUCAGGCGAUAGGAGGUGCUCCUGAGCCUUCAGUCCUCACUCAUGGAGAAAGACAACCACAGUCUGUGGGUAAAGACAAGCUCCAAAAAUUAGCUUCUGCGGCUUCUCCAGCACAGACCGCCAGAAACCACGGUUCUGCUCGUCCACAACGCCGGAAAAACAAAAACUGUGGAUCCCUAUAUUCGCCAAACAAUCACCGUGAGCUAUCCAGUUCUGGGAUGACACCAAGAUUAGCGCCUAAUCUUGCUCGUCAAGCUCCAACACCUGAUCAACAUCGACUUCUAUCAUCCCAAGACGCUCGCUUACAAACUCCCACAUCUAGAAUCGUUUUAUCUUCCGAACAGAAGAAUCCAGAUGUCCCAAAUCAACAAAUCAGUGGCACUUUGGGCAAGCAAGUGUCGAAUCCUCAAGUGCAGGAAAGCCAGAGAAAUAUACCUUUGUCUCCGGAAACAGGUUUCAGUCUUGCUCAAGCGAGAGUGCAAGAAGGUAAUGGUGGUGCAGGGAACUAUCUUGGAGGAAACGUGGCCCCAGGGUCUUACGGACCAGCUUUAGGACAGGGAGGAUACCUGGGAGCAGCUGGGAAACUUGGAGCUCCAGCUGCUCUUGGCCAGGGAGGAUACACAAAAGGUGUAUCAACAGGUUAUGCUAACGGUGCAGGACCAUACGGGGGUGCACUGGCAGGCAACGGCCUAGGUUAUGGAAAUGGUUACGCCAACCCGUACGGAGCUGCUCUGGGUACUGGAAGCUAUGCUGGCCAGCCUCAGGUGCCAUACGGAGGACUCAGUGCAGGAUUGGAUCCAGCUGCUGGCAAGUAUGGAGGCGCACCACCAGUAGCAGCAUCUCAGGACCCUUAUGGGGGCACUCCGCUUGCUCCUGCCCGACUUGAAGGUGAUGGCGGCUCCCUGUACCCCUCCCAGCCCAUCGGCCUCAGCGGCGACGGCAGCAAAAGCGCCAGCAAACACGGUUCCGCAUAUGGAGCUCCACAAGCAGGCUACCUUGCACAGCCACUUGGCCCAAGUCAAGAUGCGUUGGGGGCAAAAGCGUCCAAGUAUGGCGCGGGAACCGGACCUCUUGGAGUUGGAUACAGAGGUUGAUUGAAAUGGCCUGCUGGUUUACAGGUGGAUUGUUUCUGAUUCACUGAUUUGUAUUUUUUUUUUAAGUCUGUGUGUGUUAUAUUUUCGUAAUCUUUAUACGUAACAGACGUUUAAGCAUUCACUCAUUGGUCAAAGUGAAAGUGACGCUUUGAGUGGAUGAUUUACUUUAAAAUAAAUAUGGACAAAACACA